Molecule: messenger RNA, 2020 nt
Organism: Nannospalax galili (Upper Galilee mountains blind mole rat)
Lineage: Eukaryota; Metazoa; Chordata; Mammalia; Rodentia; Spalacidae
Gene: Adck5
Product: aarF domain containing kinase 5
Exons: 15
Coding region: 441-1862 (473 amino acids)
Source: RefSeq, a predicted model, not a curated record
ACCCUACCCAUUGGGGGAGGGGCGUGGCGGGUCACUGCGCAUGCACGUUGCCUGCGCUUCCCGCAGGGUCUGCUGGGCACCUGGACGUCUGCGGCGAAACCAAGUGGAGAGCGACCCGAGGGACAUGUGGCGGCCGAUGCAACUAUGCCACUUCCACUCUGUUCUGUUGCAGAGCAGGCAGAAGCCCUGGCCAUGCCCUGCCAUAUUCUUCCGGAGAAAUUUCAAGGGCCCACUGACAAGGACCUCGAGAAUCAGGCUGCUAUGGAGGAGGGCACUCUCUGUCACCAUGGUAGGGGUUCCCUUGCUCCUUGGAGCCCGCUAUUUCACAGCAGAGGCACAGGAGAAGAGGAAGCUGCGACUUGCAAUAGAUGGCAUUGGGCGCUUUGGCAGGUCUCUGAAGAUUGGUCUGCUCAUUUCCCUGGACUACUGGUGGUGUACAAAUGUUGUCCUCCGAGGUGUGGAAGAGCCUGGAGUAUGUGAAGGUGAUGUCUGCAUGUCACCAGCGUGCAGCUGAUGCCCUGGUGACAGGGGCCAUUCUCAAUGGGGGCCUGUAUGUCAAACUGGGCCAGGGCCUGUGCUCCUUCAACCACCUGCUGCCACCUGAAUACAUCCAGACAUUGCGUGUGCUGGAGGACAAAGCCCUUACUCGGGGCUUUAGGGAGGUGGAUGAGUUGUUCCUUGAAGACUUCCAGGUACUGCCUCAUGAGCUCUUCCAGGAGUUUGACUACCAGCCAAUGGCUGCUGCAAGUUUGGCUCAGGUGCACCGUGCCAAGCUGCAUGAUGGCACUGUUGUGGCUGUAAAGGUGCAGUACAUUGACCUACGAGACCGCUUUGAUAGUGAUGUGCAGACACUGGAGCUCCUGCUGCAACUUGUGGGGCUCAUGCACCGCAGCUUCAGCUUCAGCUGGGUCCUGCAGGACCUGAAGGGGACCCUGGCCCAGGAGCUGGACUUUGAGAAUGAGGGCCGCAACGCUGAGCGCUGUGCUCAGGACCUGAAACACUUUCCCUAUGUUGUGGUCCCUCGAAUACAUUGGGACAAGUCCAGCAAGCGGGUGCUGACAGCUGACUUCUGUGAUGGCUGCAAGGUCAAUGACGUGGAAGCUAUCAAGAUCCAGGGGCUGGCAGUACAGGAUGUAGCAAAGAAGCUGAUCCAGGCUUUUGCAGAACAGAUAUUCUACACAGGCUUCAUUCACUCUGACCCUCAUCCUGGCAAUGUUUUGGUGCGGAAAGGUCCAGAUGGGAAAGCAGAGCUGGUGCUGCUGGACCACGGACUUUACCAGUUCCUAGAUGAGAAGGAUCGGUCAUCCCUGUGCCAGCUGUGGCGAGCCAUUAUCCUGAGAGACAAGGCUGCAAUGAAGACACAUGCAGCUGCACUUGGGGUACAAGACUACUUGCUGUUUUCCGAGGUGCUCAUGCAGCGGCCUGUGCGCCUGGACCAGCUGUGGGGCUCCCACCUGCUGAGCCGUGAGGAGGCAGCCUACAUGCAGGAAAUGGCUCGUGAACACUUUGAGGGCAUCAUGGCAGUGCUCAAGGCACUGCCACGGCCCAUGCUACUCGUGCUGCGCAACAUCAACACAGUGCGUGCCAUCAACUCGACUCUGGGCACCCCUGUUGACCGCUACUUCCUCAUGGCCAAGAGUGCAGUCCGGGGCUGGAGCCGCCUGGUGGGUGCAGCAUACCAUGGCGUUUACAGCAGCAGCCUUUUACGCCACAUCAAGGUCAUUUGGGAAGCACUCAAGUUUGAGGUGAUGCUGAGGCUGGAAACCCUAGCCAUGCAGCUCACCACCCUCCUGUUUCGUGUUCUGGCCCGCCUGGGCUUUGUCCCCCAGGCUGAGGAUGUCUACCAGUACCUGGAGAUGUAGGUCCCUAAGCCAGAAUGACUACAAGGCUGCCUGAGGCCAACAGGGCUUCCAGCCUCAGCACACUGGACUGGCCCCAGUGCAGUUGUCUUACACCCUGAGGCCUGGAAUGGGGAUGCACUGUGGGGGCUCUGACAACACAAUGAGCACAUAACUCCUCU